Molecule: messenger RNA, 806 nt
Organism: Saimiri boliviensis boliviensis (Bolivian squirrel monkey)
Lineage: Eukaryota; Metazoa; Chordata; Mammalia; Primates; Cebidae
Gene: FAAP24
Product: FA core complex associated protein 24
Biological process (GO): interstrand cross-link repair
Cellular component (GO): Fanconi anaemia nuclear complex
Molecular function (GO): chromatin binding
Source: RefSeq, a predicted model, not a curated record
GCACCGAAGGCGUGAACCUGGAAGUGGCGCUACCCCAGGUAGAGACUGACCAUGGAAAGGAACCCCUCUGAUGGCACGGGCCCCGUGCAUGUGCCUUUGGGGCAUGUUGUGGCGAAUGAGAAAUGGCGCAGGUCACAGCUGGCGCAGGAGAUGCAAGGGAAAAUUAAGCUCAUUUUCGAGGAUGGCUUAACACCAGACUUUUAUCUGUCGAACAGAUGCUGCGUUCUUUAUGUCACCGAAGCUGAUUUGGUGGCAGGAAAUGGCUACAGAAAGAGGCUUGUUCGGGUUAGAAAUUCCAAUAAUAUUCAAGGAAUUGUAGUUGUUGAAAAAACCCGGAUGAGUGAACAAUACUUCCCAGCCUUACAGAAGUUUACUGUGCUGGACCUUGGAAUGGUGCUGCUUCCAGUGGCCAGCCAGAUGGAAGCAUCCUGCCUCAUCAUCCAGUUGGUUCAAGAGCAAAUCAAAGAGCCCAGUAAGAACCCUCUUCUAGGGAAGAAACGGGCCCUGCUGCUGUCUGAGCCAUCCCUCCUUCGAACCGUGCAGCAGAUCCCAGGAGUUGGAAAAGUUAAAGCUCCCCUUCUGCUCCAGAAGUUUCCAAGCAUCCAGAAACUGAGUAAUGCUUCCAUUCGGGAACUGGAGCAGGUGGUCGGACAAGCAGUGGCACAGCAGGUCCAUGCCUUCUUCACACAGCCCAGGUGAGGGCUGGCCUCAGGGACAUGGCAUCGUCUCCCCAGACCACAAACAUCAGGAUCUUGUUUUCAGCUUUAAAAUACAAGAAAAAGGUCCUGGUGCGGUGGCUCAUGCCU